Brienomyrus brachyistius is the source of this 795-nucleotide messenger RNA. Its product is annotated as transcription factor LBX1-like. Gene Ontology annotation, biological process: regulation of DNA-templated transcription. Bases 1 to 795 code for a protein of 264 amino acids. The transcript is spliced from 2 exons. The record is from RefSeq and is a predicted model, not a curated record. Gene Ontology annotation, molecular function: DNA-binding transcription factor activity, RNA polymerase II-specific; DNA binding. NCBI's taxonomy places the organism in Eukaryota, Metazoa, Chordata, Actinopteri, Osteoglossiformes, Mormyridae.
AUGACAUCCAAUGAAGAUCAUAAAAGUUCUUCGGCUGAAGAUGGAAGCAGAAUUCCUCCGCCGCCAGGGAAUUCUAUCAAACCCCCAACUCCGUUCAGCAUAGAGGACAUUCUCAGCAAACCCUCGGUGAAGCGUGAUAGCACGAUUUGUGGGACAUCGCACCUGCUUUCUGCUACCAAGCAAUUCAUUCACCCGGUGACCCCCCUGCCUAAAAGGGUCAUUUUCUCUCAGACAUCGCCUUUGUGCGCCUUGGAAGAACUGGCCAGCAAAACCUUUAAGGGUUUGGAAGUGAGUGUCCUUCAAGCGGCGGAGGGAAGGGACGGGAUGACGCUGUUUGGACAGCGUAACACCCCUAAAAAGCGAAGGAAGUCCAGGACAGCGUUCACCAAUCACCAGAUUUACGAACUGGAGAAGAGGUUUCUGUAUCAGAAAUAUCUUUCCCCCGCAGACCGCGAUCAAAUCGCUCAGCAUCUCGGGCUGUCUAAUGCUCAAGUCAUCACGUGGUUUCAGAACCGCCGAGCCAAACUCAAGAGGGAUUUGGAGGAAAUGAAGGCGGACGUGGAAUCAGCAAAAGCACUUGGUGCAGUACCGCUUGAGAAAAUAGCCAAACUAGCAGACCUCGAGCAAAGUGUCAGGCGAACGUUCAGAAAUUCAAACAUAGGGUCUCCAACGCUACUGAGGCGUGAAAACGAAAUUUCGGCCGAUGGGGAGACGUCCCUAUACUCUCCUUCUACCAGCCACUCAAGUAAAGGGUGUUCCGGAGAGGAAGACGUGGAAAUUGAUGUCGAUGAUUGA